AUGGAAGCACUAAAUCUUUUAUUCCUUGGAAACAAUGACUUUGACUUUAGGACGCAAACAUUAAAAGGAGUUAUUCCACAAGAGAUACAUCGUCUUCAUAAUUUAAGAGCGUUGUACUUGAGUUUUAACAAGUUGUCAGGCACUUUGCCACCAACUAUUUUCAACCUGUCUUCCUUGACAUGGAUUGAGUUAUCAAGUAACAAACUUAGCGGAGCAUUGCCUUCAGAAAUUGGGAACAUGAAAGCACUAUCUACUUUACAACUUCAGAACAAUGCUUUAAUCGGUACUAUUCCAUCCUCCAUCUGUAACUUGACAUCUCUUGAAGCUCUUCUUCUCUCAAAUAACAAUUUGGAAGGAACAAUUCCACAAUGCUUUGGAAAUUUGAGCAAAUCUUUGUUCAUUUUUCAUUUAAAUGUAAAUCAGUUUAGUGGUCUCAUUCCAUCAUCAUUUAGCAAGGGAUGUGGCCUUGUGUCCAUCAAUUUGAAUGGUAAUAAAUUGCAAGGACCAUUACCUAAAUCCUUGAUCAAUUGCCAAAGACUACGAGACCUCGACGUCGGAAAUAAUAGAAUACAAGACGAAUUUCCCUUUUGGAUGGAAGUCCUUCCAGACCUUCAAGUGCUGGUCUUGAGGGCUAACAAGUUUUAUGGUAACAUGUCACUUCCUUCGCAAACCAAGAUUCCAUUUCAUAAUUUGCAAGUUUUAGAUAUAUCUCAGAAUAGAUUUGUGGGCUCUCUGCCUCAAGGAUAUUUCAAGAAUUUCAGAGCAAUGAUAGAGGUAAAUGAAACAUACUUGCCAAUUUACGACACCUUCUUUAAAGAUUAUGUGGAGAUGAGGCUCACCUUGAAAGGUCUGGAUCAAUUAUUACAGAGAUUGUUGUCAGCCUUUACAACAAUCGACUUAUCCUCCAAUAGAUUUUCUGGGAGUAUUCCACAUUCCAUAGGAAAUCUUAAGAUUCUCAAAUACUUGAAUCUGUCCCACAAUAACCUCAUAGGAAAUAUCCCUUCAUCUCUUGGAAAUUUGAGUGAACUUGAAUCUUUAGACUUGUCGGUGAACAAGUUGGAUGGAGAAAUUCCAAGUGAAUUGACAGGGUUGACAUUUCUUGCGAAAUUAAACCUUUCAAUGAAUAAUUUUGUGGGACAAAUACCACAGUCUAAGCAGUUUUCCACAUUUGAGAAUGAUUCAUACGUGGGAAACUGGAGACUGUGUGGAGUUCCGUUGACGAGAAAAUGCAACGACGAGAACAGGCAUCAGAUGCAGCCAGAAGAAGAUGAUGAUGAAGAAGAUGAGUUUGGAUUUAUAGAUGGAUUUGGAUGGAGAAGUGUGGUGAUGGGAUAUGGAAGUGGAUUCAUAGUUGGAAUUGGAAUUGGUUACAUUAUCAUUAGAAAUGGAAGGCCAAGAUGGUUAGUGGAAUUCUUUUUUGGCAUUGGAUAUAAUAAUAAUAAUAAUAAGAAGAAGAAGAAGAGACGCAGCAGAGCUACACCAACACGCAGAAGAACUUAA
This is a messenger RNA of Salvia miltiorrhiza (redroot sage), 1500 nucleotides long. Its product is annotated as receptor-like protein 9DC3. Bases 1 to 1500 code for a protein of 499 amino acids. The record is from RefSeq and is a predicted model, not a curated record. Lineage: Eukaryota; Viridiplantae; Streptophyta; Magnoliopsida; Lamiales; Lamiaceae. The transcript is spliced from 3 exons. Gene Ontology annotation, molecular function: protein binding.